AAGUCCACAAUUCCCAGAUAUUCCAAACCCGUAAAACACUAUCGUAAGUUCAACGCUAGCUUAGAGAGAGAAAGUAGAGAACUGUAGAAAAAAAGGGCUCAAAUCGAACACGUACAUAUAUCUCUCAUCAGAUCCGAUAAGAAGCUUAACUAGGUUUUCUCUCUCUCUAUAUCUAGACCAACCACAACAACAGCGAACCACAACCGUCCGAUCUAGGGUUUUCAGACAUGCCGAAGAACAAGGGUAAGGGAGGCAAGAACCGCAAGAGAGGGAAGAACGAGGCCGACGACGAGAAGCGCGAGCUUGUCUUUAAGGAAGACGGCCAAGAGUACGCUCAGGUCCUCCGUAUGCUCGGCAACGGCCGCUGCGAGGCCAUGUGCAUCGACGGAACCAAGCGUCUCUGCCAUAUCCGCGGCAAGAUGCACAAGAAGGUCUGGAUCGCUGCCGGAGACAUCAUCCUCGUCGGGCUCAGGGAUUACCAGGACGACAAGGCUGACGUCAUCCUCAAGUACAUGCCCGAUGAGGCCAGGCUCCUCAAGGCGUACGGCGAGUUGCCGGAGAACACCAGGCUCAACGAGGGCAUCGCCGGAGGCCUCGACGAGGAGGACGAGGGUGCAGGUGAUGAUUACAUCGAGUUUGAGGACGAAGACAUCGAUAAAAUCUAGGGUUUGUGGACAUCUAUCUCUGGUCUUCGUCUUUGAAUUAUUAUAAUUGCCUGUGGGCUUAUUUGGUAUAAAUAUACUGGCUUUAUGUGUAAUACCUGGAUCUAUAUAGCAGUCUGCGUGGGGAUUCAUGUAUGAUGAUUUAUGCUUUUGAUAACGAUGAAUUGGAUGCAAUAAUUCUGAGUUUAAUUUUAGUUAUUGUCCUUGCAAAA
Cornus florida is the source of this 874-nucleotide messenger RNA. RefSeq names its product eukaryotic translation initiation factor 1A-like. The transcript has a single exon. Lineage: Eukaryota; Viridiplantae; Streptophyta; Magnoliopsida; Cornales; Cornaceae. The coding region runs from base 228 to 665 and encodes 145 amino acids. Gene Ontology annotation, cellular component: cytoplasm. Gene Ontology annotation, biological process: translational initiation. Gene Ontology annotation, molecular function: translation initiation factor activity; RNA binding. The record is from RefSeq and is a predicted model, not a curated record.